AUGAAUUGGUUGGUGCUGGUGACUGCAGUGGCAGUGUUCGCAGUUGUGGACACUGCUGGUCCACGCCGCUGCGCUGGACGGCUCGCUCGGGAACGGCUGAAAGCCGCCGAGAAGAUCCGGGAUAAGAGGUUCUUCCUCUUCUGUUGCACGCCCACGUGCUCCUCUCUACUGCAGCGCAGGCCCAGGCCUCCGCCGACUACGAGACGUUACCAGCCUUAUCACAGGACUUGGUUUGGACUUAAAUACGGUUGCAACUGUUCAGCGUUGGGGUCAGAGAGCAACGCCUGCGAUAUUCGCACCGGACAAUGUCGCUGCAAGCCUCACGUCACCGGCCGCGCCUGUGACACGUGCGAGGAAGGCUACUGGGGGCUGGAUCACGGCGGGUGUCGGCGAUGCGAGUGCGGCGCGGGUGCGGCGGCGUGCGAGCCGGCGACGGGCGCGUGCGCGUGCGCACUGGGCGUUGGCGGCACGCGUUGCGACCGCUGCCUGCCAGGGUACUACGGCUUCGGACCCACAGGAUGCCUGCCCUGUCCGAAGUGUAGCGACGGCAAGGUGUGCUCCACGGCGAACGGCCGGUGCGUUUGUCCGGCGCGGACUCGAGGACCUGGCUGCUCUCAGUGUGCACGCGGCUUUUGGGGCCGGGCUCACGGCUGUUUACCCUGUACUUGCGGACCUGGCGCUCUCUCGUUGACAUGUGACCCAGUGUCGGGGCAGUGUGCGUGCCGUCCAGGCUGGAGCGGCAGGAACUGCGAGCGGUGCGCGGAGGGUCACUUCGGACCUCGCUGCCGUCCUUGCGGCUGCGUCAGUGCCGGAACACUCCACUGCCGGGACGGAGUCUGUCCAUGCGACGGAAACGGACGGUGCCCGUGUAAGGAGAACGUAGUCGGCGACAAAUGCGACAUGUGCCUAGAAGGUACGUUUGGUCUAUCGGAGGACAAUCCGUCGGGGUGUACGGCGUGUUUCUGCUUCGGGCGCAGCGCGCAGUGCACGCAGGCGGAAGUGACACGAGCAGCAUUGCACGCGCCUGCUCCACUGCACCUAACACUGCUGCGCGGCGACUCCAUCACUACUGUGGAUCAAGACUCCCUGCUUGCCGUGCACACCCGAUUCCCCGAGGCAACUAUAGCCGUUCCCUGGCCACCCGUGCCAGUGUACGUGGAGCUCGGCGAGUUGUUCCUUGGUGACCGCGUAAUGUCGUAUGGCGGAGCAUUAAGGUUCAGUGUCGAAGAAGAAGGCGGUGGGGAACUAUCAGCCGAGUCCCUUGAUAAGUUCCCGCUUGUCAGGCUGUAUGGACGCAAUCUCGUGUUGGAUUAUUAUGAACGCGUGCCGGCGGUGAACGGUUCGCACGCGGUGUGGCUGCACGAGUCGCUGUGGCGUGUGCGCGGGCAAGGGCAAGGCUACGGGCAGGAGUACGGGCAAGGCACGGCGUCGCGUGCUGCUCUUAUGCUGGUACUGCAGCGUCUCACGCGCGUACUGCUGCGGGUCUCGACUCGCGCGCCCGCUCAUCAGGAUCCCGUACACGUUUUGGUGCUGAAGGUGUCGCUGGAGACGGCGGUGCCGGGGCUGAGCCGCGGCGCGCCGGCGCUGGGCGUGGAGCGGUGCGCGUGCCCGCGCGGCUACGCGGCCGCGUCGUGCCAGCGCGCCGCCGCCGGCUUCUGGCUGCCGGCCGGCGAGCCGCGCGCCAGCAGCGUGGCCGGCACCAUCGUCAUCAGCGUCGACGCGGUCGCGCGGCCCUGCGCCUGCGGCGGCCGCGCCGCCGCCUGCCACCCCGACACUGGACAUUGCUUGAACUGCACGGGCGGGACGGACGGCGCGCACUGUGAGCGCUGCGCUGCGGGGUACUUCGGCUCGCCAGACGCGCCAGCCGGCUGCCAGCCCUGCGCCUGUCCUUCACGAGAAAGAAACUUCGCGAGCUCCUGUGCCAUGGUUGGGGGGAGCCUGCGCUGUCGAUGCUUGCCUGGGUACACGGGCGUGCGAUGCGAGGCGUGCGCGGUGGGGCACCGGCGCACGGCGGCUGGAGCGUGCGCGGCGUGCGCGUGCGACGCGCGCGGGGCACUGCAGACACGCUGCGACGCGCACGCACGCUGCCGCUGUAGACCCUUUGCGGCUGGCGAGAGCUGCGACCGCUGCGCGCUGCCACGACACUACCUCCACGAGGACGGCUGCAAACCUUGCGACAACUGCACACAAACACUGCUCGAUGAUAUGGAAAGGCUCACCACCAACCUACGCAUGAAAGCCGACUUGACGGAACUAAGCAGAAUACCGCAGCCGUUCCCAGCACUCCGAGAAUACGCACGCAAUACUUCUACACUAAGGAACGAUCUUUUUGACUUAAAGAAAGAUAUAGAACAAUCGAGAAACAUAGAAAGCUCCCUUAACGAUAUGGAGGUAAGAGAACAUGGCACGUUCACGAUUGCAAAUAGAGUAAAACUAGAAGCAGUAAGAAGAGAAAAAGAAGCCCAAUAUUUAAGCUUAGAGAGCAUGAGCUGGCUAGAAGAGGUUUUAAAACAAAGAAGGCUCCUAGGAGAACAAGUGGCUGCGUUGGAUGAAUUCGCAAGAGGAGAGAAGCAUUUGAGUGCACAUAGAGCGAUCAAGGAAGCCAGGCAUUUGUUGAAGAAUAUAAGAGAAAUUACAUUAUCGGACUAUAUGGCUGGAGCUGCGGACGUGUCUGACUCUGCAAACUUACAAUCGACAUCGAUCCAAGAAUACAAAUACCGAAUAGAAGAUAUGUACAAGCGCCUACACAAGUUGCAGUCUUCGCUUGAGGAAUGGGAAAGGAAAGCAGACGAUCUACCGCGCAUGGCAGAUAUUGUGUGGACUGCGGGGGACACUGUAUCCGAGCUGAGAAAACAUGUGACUCCACGAUUGGCUCAUGUGAGAGAUAUCGGAUUGCGCUGUCGUCUUAUGUUGGAAGACAUACCUAAUCUCUCCUCACACAACAUGACGGAUGAAACUAGAUCACUGCUAUUACAAACGCAAAAUUUGGCAGUUGGUUUUCCCGCCCUUAAUGAACAGUUGGUAGCACUGACAAAUGCUGCUGAAGAGAAAGAAGGAAUACUAUACAACCUGACACCAACAUACAAACAAAAGUAUUUGGAAGCUGUGGAGAGACAUGCCGCCGAGCUGGGACAGAAGGCCAAAGAAUAUAAAAGCCUAUUCGCGGGCACACGAGCGUUGGCGUCAGCGGGUGUACAGGCGGCCCACGCGUGGGCUGAAGUGGCUGAGGGCGUGGGAGCCGCGGCCGCCGCUGCGUCCGCCGCCGCGGUGGCCGCCUCGGCCGCCGGCAAGCUGGCGCGCGGGCCCAGCCCGCUGCUGCACACCGCCGACGCACAGCUGCGCGCCUCCGAGCACCUGAAGGUCAGGGGUGCCGCGGUCUUGGCUAGAGCUGAUGAACUUCGUCGACAACUGGAGCAAGCACGGAGAGGUGCAGACGUAGUGAGCGUGGCGCUGAGAGCACUGGGAUGGAAGGAACGCGCUUUGGGAGGGGGCGGGAGUGGCGAUGGAAGCGAAGUUUUUGGAACAAACGCAGUGCGCGAGGUGGUGGGGCGCGCGGGCGGGCAGGCGGACCGCGUGUUCGUGCGCGCGCGCGCGCUGUACGACGAGGCGGCCGAGCUGCGGCGCCGCGCGCGCUACCAGCUGCGCCGCCGCCUGGCCGACCUGCAGCGCCUGGGCGACACCGCGCUGGGGGCGGCGCAGGAACACGUGUCGCAGAUCCGCGGCAACACGAUACGCGGCGCCGAAGUGGCGGAAGCACUGGCUGCGGCGGCGGCGGCGCGCGCUCGCGAGCACCAGGUCGCGGCCGCCGCGCUCGACGCGCCGCUCGCCGCACUGCGGCACCGCGCCGCCAGAGCACGACACGCCGCAGCCUCCAUUUCUGUAUCGGUGACGUCUCCGCUGGCUGGCCCGGGCUGCGCUCGAGCGUUUGCGGUCAGCGGUGGCAGCAGCGUCACUCGACUCGCACUCGCUGUAUCCUUCGACGGCAGCGUGCGGAAUGGCACGCUCCUACUGCUAAAAGACCUGGAAUCAGAACGCUACAUAAAACUAUCAGUGGAAAAGGAAAAACUGAGGCUGACUUGGGACGUGGGCUCUGGGGAAGGUGUGAUCACACAUCCCGAGCCUUUGCAACCAACCCACGACGAUGCCGACCACAUGUCCUACAGGAUAGAAAUUGAGAGAGUGUGGAGCACGGUGCGUUUGAGAGUGGAGCGCGCGGGGUCGAGCGUGGUGGUGAGCAGCAACAGCACGGGUGGGGGCGCGGGCUCGCUGGCGGCGGGCGUGCUGUGGCUGGGCGAGGCGGCGGCGCCGCUGGCGGGCUGCGUGCACGCGCUGCACGCGGACGAACGCGCGCUCGGCCUGUGGGCGUUCGCGCGCCAGCCGCCCGCCGCACGCUGCGUCGCCUGCACGCACAGGUGGUACAGCGCGGGCGCUCGCGGCGAGCCGGGCAUGGCGUGGUUCGGCGGCGCCGGCUAUGCCGAGCUGCGCCGAGCCGGCGCCCGCGCCGCCGAGCGACGACACUUCAGCCUCUCUUUCACAUUCCGUACGCGCGACGAGGACGCACUUCUCUUCAUGGCGCUCGACGAGGCCAACAACCGGUCGGUGUCGGUGGAGCUGGUGUCGUGCCGCGUGGUGUUCCGCGUGGUGUACUCGCGCGCGCGGCUGGAGAUCGCGGCGGGCGGCCGCCACUGCGACGGCCGGCCCGCACACGUGCAGGCCAUACGCGUCUUCGCCGCCAACAAGCUUGAGAAAGGCAGCUUGCGCGUGAACGGCGAGGAGACGCUGGGCUCUCCCUCGCCGCCCGUGCAGGAGGCGGCGGCGCUGCCCGAGCCGGCCGCGCGCUUCUUCGUGGGCGGCGCGCCGCCCGGCGCCCCGCACGCCGCGCGCCCGCUGCUGGGCUGCCUGGGCGCGCUCACCGUCGACCGCCAGGGCUACGACCUCAUGGACACGCCCUACCGACACGGCGUCGAGCGCUCUUGCGGUGCUAAGACGCUGCGUUCGGCGAUAGUAAGUGAAGCGGGGUACAUCGAGCUAGCGGCACCUGCGCUGCGGCGGCGCAGUGCGCUGGGCCUGUCGUUCCGAAGCCGCGCCGCUAACGCGCUGCUGCUGUGCCGCGCGCCCGCACACACCGCCGACAGUGACGACAACGACGACGUCGACCCCGACGACAAACAUUAUCUCGCGCUGGCGAUGGUAGAAGGCGAACUAGAGGUGGUAGCGGCAGCGGGUAAGGGCGAACUCAGACUGCGCUUCAACGGUACAAAGUUCAAUGAUGGCAGAACACACACGGUGCGGAUCGUACGCGCACACAAACAGGUGGAGGUGUGGGCGGACGAGCGGCGGCUGGGCGCGGGCGCGCUGGCGGGCGGCGGGCUGGCGGCGCGCGCGCGCGGCCUCUACCUGGCCGGCGCGCCGCACGCGCUGCGCACGCCGCGCCUGCCCGCCGCCGGGCUCGCCGGCACCGUCACCGACUUCAUCGUCGACUCCGAACUGAUCGGUCUGGAGAGCGCUGUAUCUUGGCGCGGCGCUCAGCUGGGCCGCGCGGAGAGCGAGCCACGCGCACAGUCCGUAGAGCCGCACGCACUGCACACACAGCCCGAACAAGUCGGCUGCGCCAAGACGUCGUCGUACACGGUGGAGGCGGGAGCGGUGAAGUUCGGCGACGUGGCGGGCAGCCACGCCACGCUCAAGCUGCCGUCGAGACGCGAGCUGAUGCUGGCACUGCACUUCCGCACCUUCGCACACGACGGACUGUUGCUGCUGCUGCCGGGUUCGAAAACAAAACCAAAGCAUUACAUGGCGCUGAUGAUCCGCGAGGGUAAGCUGAAGCUAAUAGUCCGCGGCAGAAGACGUCGCGAACUGAACCUCGCCGCAUUCGUUGCUGACGGCACCUGGAGAGCUGUGUCCGUGCGCGUGGGGCGGUCGCGGCUGGUGCUGGAGAGCGGCGGCGCAGCGGCCACGGCUCGCGCGCCGCCGCUAGCCCGCGCCGCCCGGCUCUACGUGGGCGGGCUGCCCGCACAUGCCGCCGUACCGCACCUGCCCAAUAACAUCGUGCGCCUGCGCGGGCUGGUGGGGUGCGUGCGGCGCGUGAGCGUGAACGGGCGCGCCGAGGACCUGGUGCGCGACGCGCAGGCGCACCGCGGCGUCGGCCAGUGCUUCCCAAACAUCGAGCGCGCCGCGUACUUCGCCGGUGACGCUUACGCGGUGUGGGCGACUCGAUGGUGGACCGAGGACAUGGAAUCGGCCGAGUUGAAACUCCAGUUUCGUUCUACUUCACCCAACGGUGUGCUGCUUGCCUCCAACGGUUUCGUGUUGGAGCUCAAAGAUGGCGCGGUGGUGCUGAGCGUGGGCGAGGCGUGCGUGACGUCACUGGCGUCGGGCGGGCGCGCAGCGUGCGACGGCAGGUGGCACGGCGUGCGUGCGCGCGUGUCGAGCGCCGCCGCGCUACUGACGCUGGACUCGGAGCCCGAGCAGCGCUCCGUGUCGCCGGCUCCCUCCUCCGCCCCGCCGCACGCGCCCGCGCCGCUGCACGUCGCCGCGCUGCCCGAAGGCGCUUCAGACACGGCAGAAGGACGGGAGAACUUCAAGGGUUGCAUCCGCGACGUAAGCGUGGCGGGUCAGACUUUAGACUGGAGCGAAAUGGAGUCGCUUCAUAACGUGUUGCUCGACUCUUGUCCCAUACCGCAGUGA
Messenger RNA from Parnassius mnemosyne (clouded apollo), 6687 nucleotides. Lineage: Eukaryota; Metazoa; Arthropoda; Insecta; Lepidoptera; Papilionidae. The record is from the annotation of a GenBank genome assembly.